GAACUACAACUCCCAAAACGAAAUGCGAAGGAAGUGUGUAAACACGGGCAGCAACCGGACAUUUGGAAAUGUCCGAGAGUAAUUUGUAAACAAUGGUUUCUUUCAAGACAGUUUGGCUGUUUAGUAUUUUGUCUUUGUCAUUCUUUUGCUUUGCUUCCUGGAAAAGUUCCAAUGUAGGGGUGAAAGGGCUGGUGCUGCUGGUGGGCAGAGCCCUCUUAGUCCUGGGUCUUGUCAGCUGGCUGGUCUCCGUUGUGGUACCGAGGAUCAGCUCGCUGGCACUGCGUCCUCCAAGGAGUUUUCCUGAAGCUCCGGAAGAUGAAGUUGAGCAGAAACGAAAGCUGGCGAGAAGAGAGCAGCAGGAUGAAUACAGCCAGAAGGCAUCGACGUACCAGGAAAACAUACUGAAACCUCGGCAAGAGGCUAAAUUCAGGAAAAAGGAAGAGCAUUUCUACAGGAUGACAGGGGAGGCCUGGAAACUGUCGGAGGGAUAUGCACUUGGGCUGGACCAAGACUCUGAGGAAGGGGCAGUCCUUGGUGAGGAAGACUUCACUUCUGAAUCCCCCAACCAGGAGGCUCUGAGGAGAAGGAAGCUUCCAGAGAGCGCCACACGACCCCCACCGCCUCUAGAACCACCCAGGCAGAAGAGGAUCAUUGUAUUACCUGAGGAGCCAUCAAAUGGUGUUGAUGGGGUGGUUACAAUUGCCCUCAGAUGUCCAAGUGGAAGGAUUUUGAAAAGAAGGUUUCUUAAGUCCCACAGUACCCAAGUACUGCUGGACUGGAUGUUGAAGAUAGGAUAUCACCCUGCCAUUUACACUGUCUGUACAACAUAUCCUAGAAGACCUCUUGAGAUUGGAAAGGAGACAAGUCUAGAAGAUACUGGAAUUACAAGCGAUACUGUAUUGAACGUGGAUGAAAAAGACCCCUGUACUUAAAUACCAAAUCCCGAACCUGGAGAUGUUACAUAUUUCUGAAGCAAUAAACAAAUUCACUGCAACUCUUUGCUGGUGAAGUAUUUUAAAUAUAAAUUGAAGAUACAUCAGCCUCUUCUUGUUGUGCAGUGGUUUCAAACUCACUUGACCAGUUUACUGGGGCACAUAAUUUCCCCCCACAACUAGGUGUUAAUCCACAUCACAAAAAUCUUUCAUAAGAAAUAGAGCUAGCAAAUCCAUAGGAACUACCAUCACUUAAUGGCAAAUGUAACCAUUCCUGAUGGAUGUACUAGUCCAAAGAUACAAGCAGAAACACAAUACAUGACCUUUGUAAAAGGUUUAGAUAUUUAUAAUUAAUGAAGAAUUCAGUAAAUUACUUUGACAGCAGUAAACUCGCCAAGUCACUGAACCUACAAGUGCUUCUUUAUUAAGUUGUUUAUAUGAGUUGCUGAGCAAUGGAGUGGGGGGAAAAAAAAAGCAGUUUUCACCACACAAUUGCAAAACAAAGUAUCUGGGUUCUUUGGUAUAUAAAUGUAAUGACCCAGUUAGUCUGCGUAAUAUUUGUACAUCAGAUCCAUACUUGUACAGACCUACUACAGCAACUUACUGGAACCCAUAAGCCUGUGUCUAAUUUACGAUCAAAAUUACUUUAUUUGUUCAAAUACACCAAGUAAAAUGCUAGCACUUCAUGGCAAAUAUACAGAAAAAAGGUACAGUAAACACAGAACAGUAAAUUCAGACAAUAAAAGGGGAGGGAGAGCCUUAUAUAUGAAAGCAUACACUCCCAACAGGGCACAUUUUCUCUCCAUUUCAGCAUAACAUUCCAGAACUAAUAGUGGAGGGGCAUAAGCUUGAGCAUUGUCCUCAUAAAAUAAAAACCUAAAAUUCAUGCCUGGCAUAGCUACAACAAAAAAAAUUACAAAUGUCCAGUGAAGGCAAUAAAGCAAGUUGCCACAAUAACUUUAUUAUUGUUAUUAUUAUUAUACAGUCCAGGAACAAAAUGACAAACUACCAAUAGUAUACAGCAGGCAAUCGACUGUUGAACUGAAUGCUAAAUGGGAUAUGGUGUCUUACUGAAACUCUGGGUCAUUUCUAAUGUGUGCUAAAUGCUUGUCAUUUCAUUUAUGGCACAUUUGGUCCAAGUUGGUGCUUUCAUGUUGUAACAGAUCCCAUACAUUUUAUUUUUUUGUCACUGUGUUUUCUACACCAGGUUAGUUUCAGAAGAAGGUUAGGUAGAUAGAAGGAUCUCUUUAUAGGAAAUAGUCUGGGGUGCGGCGGGUGACGUGGGGCUCUCCUCGGCGGGGUGCUGGGUCAAACUGAAGG
This is a messenger RNA of Acipenser ruthenus (sterlet), 2252 nucleotides long. RefSeq names its product UBX domain-containing protein 8. Bases 93 to 932 code for a protein of 279 amino acids. The record is from RefSeq and is a predicted model, not a curated record. Gene Ontology annotation, cellular component: endoplasmic reticulum; nucleus. The transcript has 8 exons. Gene Ontology annotation, molecular function: ubiquitin binding. Lineage: Eukaryota; Metazoa; Chordata; Actinopteri; Acipenseriformes; Acipenseridae.